AUCCAGCAUUCAUCUCAGCUCUAAGAAGUAGAGAGCUAAUUACAGAAGUGCCAUUUCUCUAAACACAACCAAUUCUUAGUUUUUGAACGUACGUACGAGGAGAGAUAUAAAUAUCUGUAUUAACUACUGAUCAAAGGAGAUGACUGGGAACUUGGCUCACCUUACUCUUGCCUUUGGCCUUCUUGGUAAUGUUGUUUCAUUUAUGGUGUUUCUUGCACCAAUACCGACAUUCUACAAAGUCUACAAGAAGGGAUCGACCGAAGGGUUUCAGUCGGCACCUUAUGUGGUGGGCUUAUUCAGUGCCAUGCUUUGGAUAUACUAUGCGUUGCUCAAGAGCAAUGUCAUGCUUCUCAUCACCAUUAACUCUGUUGGUUGCAUCAUCGAAACCUUGUACAUUUGUUUCUUUCUCUUCUAUGCACCAAAGAAGGCUAGGAUGGAGAGUUUGAAGCUAAUUGUAUUGCUAAUAGUUGUGGGGUUCGGAUUGAUUGUUGUCCUCACUCAGUUCUUUGCACAUGGAGUUAACCGUGGGGUGAUAGUUGGAUGGAUUUGCCUUGUGUUUUCUUUAUGUGUUUUUGUGGCACCUUUGGGCGUUUUGCGACAGGUGAUCAAAACAAAAAGUGUGGAGUACAUGCCAAUUCUACUAUCGGUGGCACUCACCCUUAGUGCUGUUAUGUGGUUCUUUUAUGGUCUUCUCCUUGGUGACUUCAAUAUUGCGAUUCCAAAUGUGCUUGGAUUCACCUUCGGUAUUCUUCAAAUGAUACUGUACUUCGUGUACAAAAACAAGAAGCCGGUUACUGAUGAAAAGAUAUCCAAUUUUGAAGCUAAAAUCAGUGAAAUGGAGGAGCAAAAGUUACCAGAAUAUAAAAAUCAGAAAAUCACUGAUGUUGUGAAGCUGGAAACGUUAAUCCAUUCUGAUAUUCUUCCAGUGGCUGCAAAAUUAAACAAAAACGGAUGUGAUCAAGCUGGUCAUGUAGCUGUUGAACCCAAGGCUGCCUCAUAUGUGCCAAAUCACACCAUUGAAGUCGCUGCAUGAGAUCGAUAGCUUUUCAUUGUGACUCACAGAUAUACCAAAUGGGUCGACAUAUGGUUGAUCUUCCAUAUUUAGAUGCAUCUCCUUAUAAAUAUUUGUAGUUUUCAACUGGUUCCAGAUGGAGUUCUCAUAUAUUGCUUGAUGCAUAGUUUCUUUUCUUCUCUUAACUAACACAAUUUUAGUUCUACUUUCUUCCCUGAAAUGAUUAUCAAUGUAAACAUGUUUGAGGUU
Messenger RNA from Cynara cardunculus var. scolymus (artichoke), 1261 nucleotides. RefSeq names its product bidirectional sugar transporter SWEET10-like. NCBI's taxonomy places the organism in Eukaryota, Viridiplantae, Streptophyta, Magnoliopsida, Asterales, Asteraceae. Gene Ontology annotation, biological process: carbohydrate transport. The transcript is spliced from 6 exons. Gene Ontology annotation, cellular component: membrane. Bases 140 to 1033 code for a protein of 297 amino acids. The record is from RefSeq and is a predicted model, not a curated record. Gene Ontology annotation, molecular function: sugar transmembrane transporter activity.